Messenger RNA from Lagopus muta (rock ptarmigan), 2426 nucleotides. RefSeq names its product major facilitator superfamily domain containing 14A (gene SLC71A1). Bases 942 to 2351 code for a protein of 469 amino acids. The record is from RefSeq and is a predicted model, not a curated record. The transcript has 12 exons. Gene Ontology annotation, cellular component: membrane. Gene Ontology annotation, molecular function: transmembrane transporter activity. Gene Ontology annotation, biological process: transmembrane transport. Lineage: Eukaryota; Metazoa; Chordata; Aves; Galliformes; Phasianidae.
CUGCGGGCUUCGAGCCUCGGCCGGAGUCGCCGUGCGGCGGGACGGCGCCCGGCCCCGCUCUCGGUUCGCGCCGCGCUUCUCGUAGUGCGCCCUCGGCGCGAGGAACGGCCGCGAGUCGUGGCGCGGAGUCGCGACAGGCGCGCUGAGCACGGCGUAUCGGGAGCUGGGAGCAAACGCGACACCUGCGGCUGUCGCGCCGCGCGGCUGAGCGCGCGGAAGCCGAGUGGGGCCGGGGCGGCACGAAGCUGGGCGGCAUGCUCCGUACUGUGAGGGAGCGGCCGGAGCUCCGGAGCAGUGGGUGCCGGCCUGCGCCGCCGCUCCUCCUACGGCCCGCCCUCCUCCCGUGUGCCGGUCUUUAUUCGGGCGCUCGGCUCUAGGGGCCUGUCAUCCGUUUUGGCAGCUGGAGCCCGAUCUUUGAUUUGAUCUGUCAGUGGUUGCUGACGACACGUCGCCUGUGGGUCUUUUUUUCUGCCGUGCAGUACUGUAGAUUGGAUGCGUACCCUUCUAACGCAGUGUUUUUAUUUCAAGAGAGCCUUUAAUGCGGGGACGUGUCGGCCUCCGGGGGCCUCCUCGAACUCUGCGUGAAGUGAUGGAGUGAGGGCUGGUGCUGGCGUGGCACGUGUGCUAGUGGAUGGCCUUUUGGAACGAGCAGGGGGCUGGUUGUUACGUAACAGUGCGCUUCGGAGUGAAUUCUCUCUGGAACCAUCAAUUACUGAUGAAAAUACAGUGUGUUUUGAAGCGCCCUUCAUCGUUCAACUAAUAUUUGCCAAGAGACAGAAAGGGUUGUAUGUUUUUAAAACUUUCAAGCUACCUGGUAUAACAUCCUUAUAAUGCCAGCACGAACUUAAUAUGCCUGGAUUGCCACUGUUGCUCAGUGCUGGAACAUCCUGUCAGGUCCUCCGUGCCCAGUCUUCCUGGUUUCUUUGUCUGCCCAACGUGCUAUGGGACACGAUGGGAAACAGCCUCAAGGAAUAGGCUCACCCAGUGUCUACCACGCUGUGAUAGUGAUAUUUUUGGAGUUUUUUGCUUGGGGACUCCUGACAGCGCCCACUCUGGUGGUUUUGCACGAAACCUUCCCAAAACACACAUUUCUAAUGAAUGGUCUAAUUCAAGGAGUAAAGGGCUUAUUAUCAUUCCUCAGUGCCCCACUCAUAGGUGCCCUGUCUGACGUGUGGGGACGAAAGUCCUUCCUGCUGCUAACAGUGUUUUUCACCUGUGCACCAAUACCACUAAUGAAGAUCAGCCCAUGGUGGUACUUCGCUGUUAUAUCUGUCUCUGGAGUUUUUGCUGUGACGUUUUCUGUGGUUUUUGCGUAUGUAGCAGACAUAACCCAAGAACAUGAAAGAAGCAUGGCCUAUGGUUUGGUUUCAGCAACCUUUGCAGCAAGCUUAGUUACCAGCCCUGCCAUCGGUGCCUACCUUGGUCGGGUCUAUGGAGACAGCUUGGUUGUGGUCCUGGCCACGGCAAUAGCCUUGUUAGACAUUUGUUUUAUUCUUGUUGCUGUACCAGAGUCGCUGCCGGAGAAGAUGAGGCCGGCGUCCUGGGGAGCGCCCAUUUCCUGGGAACAGGCUGACCCUUUUGCAUCCUUGAAGAAGGUUGGCCAGGACUCAAUAGUGCUGCUAAUCUGCAUCACAGUCUUUCUUUCCUACCUCCCGGAGGCAGGUCAAUAUUCCAGCUUCUUCCUGUACCUCAGACAGAUAAUGGGAUUUUCAUCUGAAAGUGUUGCAGCAUUCAUAGCAGUCCUUGGAAUUCUUUCCAUUAUUGCACAGACAAUAGUUUUGAGUUUGCUCAUGCGGUCCAUUGGAAAUAAAAACACCAUCCUACUGGGUCUAGGAUUUCAAAUACUACAGCUUGCGUGGUACGGCUUUGGGUCCGAACCUUGGAUGAUGUGGGCAGCAGGAGCUGUUGCAGCCAUGUCCAGUAUUACUUUCCCAGCUGUAAGUGCACUGGUGUCACGAACUGCUGAUGCUGACCAACAAGGCGUUGUUCAAGGGAUGAUAACGGGAAUUAGAGGCUUAUGUAAUGGUUUGGGACCUGCACUUUAUGGCUUCAUAUUCUACAUAUUUCAUGUUGAACUGAAUGAACUCCCUAUGCCUGAAUCGCCAUCAGGAGGUACUGUCGUCACACAAUACCACUUACAACAGAAUUCUAUAAUUCCUGGACCCCCAUUCUUAUUUGGGGCAUGCUCUGUGCUGCUGGCACUGCUUGUUGCCUUGUUCAUUCCUGAACACACCAACCUCACUGUACGAUCCAGCAACUGGAAGAAACACUGUGGCAGUCAUGGCCAUCCCCACAGUCCACAAGCUCCUGGUGAAGCUAAAGAACCAUUACUACAAGACACAAAUGUAUGACAAAAAAAAAUCUAGAAGACUUUUUAGACAUUUUCCAUCAGCGGUUUGGGAUACACAUUCCACUUCCAUCAAAAA